AUGUGCGCACUCACCGCGCGGGCCCCCGCGCCGGACCGGCACCGAGCCCCUCCCGCGCCCGGCCGGACGCUGACCCGCUCCUCCCCGCGCCGCUUUCCGGCCCCGCCGCCCUCCCGCUCCCCGGCCGCGCCGGGCGCGGCCCCGCUCGGGCGCCCACGUGUUGCGGGGCCGACCCGCCUCCCCCAGCGCCGGCCACGCCACGGGCCCCGGCCUAGCGCGGCCCGGGCGCUCCGCGGGGCGCGGCGGAGAGACGCGCGGGAGGCGGCGAGCAGCGCUGCCCGCUGCGGGCCCGGAAACGAGCAGCGGCGCGGCCGCCCCGCGGAGGGGUGCUCGGUGUGGCACGGGCACCGCCGGCCCCCCGCGUCCCGCCAGCCGCGGGGCCCCGCUAGGCCGGGCAGGCAUCCACGGCCUCUCCGCGAGGGAGCGGGAACCCAGCGCCCCCCGCCCGCCCCCCGUACCCCCCACACCCCCGGCCCGGGCGGCGGCGGCGGCCGCGCUCCGGCGGUACCUGCGCGGCCCGCGGGCGGCGGUGACUCAGGAGCAGCGAGGCGGAGGCGCCGCGCGGCCGGCGGUGAAAGGACCCGCGCUCCCGCCGCUCGCGCUCAUAUAGAAUUAACGUCACCACGUAACCCCCCUCCCCCGCCGCCCGCGUCUCAUGGCAACGCGUGCGCGCGCCCUCGCGCCGCCCGCCCCGGGAGCGCGCGCCGGCCGUUGGCCGAGGGCCGUUGGGCCCGAGCGGGGCGCGCGCGGAGCCGCCCCCGCCGCCGCCCCCCGGGCCGCGUGCCCGGGCCUCGUGCCCGCCGCGUGCCCGUGCCGCCCCCGGCCCGGGAGAAGGGCCCAGGCCGCGGGGCCGCCAGCCGCGCCGCCAGGUGCUGCCCCGGGAGCGGGGGGCCGGACCCGCCCCCGGUCAGCGUGCGAGGCCGCCCCGACUGCUGCGGUGUGCCCCAAGCCCGAGCGCGGGGGUUUCUGAAGGCGCCUGAGCAUAAGCAGGAGUUACUCGGGCAGGCACCACAAAACCACAGUCGGUGCUAG
Molecule: messenger RNA, 1032 nt
Organism: Catharus ustulatus (Swainson's thrush)
Lineage: Eukaryota; Metazoa; Chordata; Aves; Passeriformes; Turdidae
Product: basic proline-rich protein-like
Exons: 1
Coding region: 1-1032 (343 amino acids)
Source: RefSeq, a predicted model, not a curated record